Molecule: messenger RNA, 1176 nt
Organism: Glarea lozoyensis ATCC 20868
Lineage: Eukaryota; Fungi; Ascomycota; Leotiomycetes; Helotiales; Helotiaceae
Exons: 5
Coding region: 1-1176 (391 amino acids)
Source: RefSeq, a predicted model, not a curated record
AUGAACGCCUUUGUAACGGAAGCGUUUACGUUGCUUGCAAUUGGAGUCACCACAAUUGGGAUCAGAACUUAUGCCAGAUGGCAGACUGUGGGUUUCAAAGGCUUCAAACCAGAUGACUAUCUGAUGCUACUUGCAGCAGUCGUCUACUCCUUUGAGACUGCUGCAGCUUACAUUGUUGGUGCAUGGUGGCAUGGUCUCGCCAAUAAUGGAAUGAGUGACGAGCAGAGACUCAAUAUCGUCGUCGGCUCUGAGGAAUGGAACAUGAGAAUUGGUGGUUCGAAGACGCAGUUGGUAGGGUGGUCACUUUACACCUUGUUGCUUUGGCUACUAAAACUUUGCAUGUGCAUUUUCUACGCAAGACUCACAGAGGGUGUCGACGAUAUGAGAGGAAGAGUCCUCAUUGGAUAUGGAGCACUAGCUGUGACAUAUCUUGCCACAGAGUUAUCGAUUCUUCUCGGUUGCCAGCCAUUUCACCACAACUGGCAGAUCAGACCAGACCCAGGCAAUCUCUGCCAACCAGCCAUCUCCAAAAUCGACCUCUACGUCACAGUCAUCCUCAACGUCCUCACCGACAUGUAUCUAAUGUCCAUCCCCAUGCCUAUGCUCUGGCGCGCCAAAAUCCCAACCCCCCGCAAAAUCCUCCUCCUCGGCAUGUUCGGCGGCGGCGUCUUCAUCAUGGCAGCCGGCAUUCUCCGCUGCAUCCUCAUCCUACGCGAUCCCAUCGGCGGCGCCCAACAAGCCGGGUCCUGGGCCGUUCGCGAAACCUUCGUCGCCGUCAUCAUCGGCAACAUCCCCAUGAUCUACCCUUUCUUCCGGCGCACGACCCGGAAACUCCUCGAUUCAUCGUUCUUUGACAGUAUUAACCUGUCGAGAAAUACCAAGUCGCAGGCGGAUCAGAACGGGGAUUUCCAUGGUGGUAGUUGGCAGGAGGGGAGUAAUGGGAAGAAGAGGUUUGGGGGUGGGAGGACGCUGUAUCCGCUUUCGACGAUUGGGGAUGGGAGUGAGGAGAGGAUUGUGGGGGAUAAGGAGAUGGGUUUGGGGAAGGUCGCGAGGAAGGUUAGUGAUGGGGAACUGAGUGGACGGGGGAUUACGGUUGUUACCGAGACUAUUGUGCAUGAGAGGGAGAGGAUGGAUGGGGAGAGUGGGUUGCAGAAGAGUCAUUGGCCUAUUGUUUGA